Pelagomonas calceolata is the source of this 1534-nucleotide messenger RNA. The record is from the annotation of a GenBank genome assembly. Lineage: Eukaryota; Pelagophyceae; Pelagomonadales; Pelagomonadaceae.
AUGACGAGGCCGUGGAUGGCGGUGCGGCUCGCGACCCUCCUCGCGGCGGCCGCCCAGGAGCCGCACGUGCCGGACCCGGAGGUCGGCCGCAUCGUCGACGCGGUCGCGGCGCAGUUCGUGGCGGCGGGCGGCCGCGGGUUCGAGGGCUGGGAGCCGAAGCGGCUGAAGGAGGCCGCGCGCGCGUACCACGCGCGCAUCACGCCGCUGGCGAUGCCGUGGCGCCGCGGCGCGGACACGGCCGACACGUUCGUGCGGCCGGCGGCGCCGCCGCGCGUCCCGAACAUCGCGCACUGGGCCUGGCGCGACGGCGACGCGGACUGGACGCUCGCGCUGAGCGUGGCGAUGGCGGCCGUCGUCCAGCGGCCCGAGGCCCUGUACCUGCACACCGGCCCCCUCGCGGCGGGCGCCACGGCGUACACGGAGCCCCAGACGCCGGCCGGCCGCGCGGCGCUGCGGUGCCUCCGCGCGGCCGGCGCGCAGGAGGUGCGGCACGCGGCGGACCCCGCCCCCGGGGGCGGCCGGCACCCCUGGGCCGAGGUCCUGGGCCGGGGGCGGCGCGUCCGCUCGAAGCAGACCUUCGCGCACCUGUCGGACGUCACGCGGCUCAAGACCAUCCUGGACAUGGGCGGCAUCUACCUCGACCGCGACGCGUUCCUGCACCGGCGCGUGGACCACUACCGCUGGCGCCACGACGCCGUGCUCGGCCUGGAGCCCUCGAACUUUGAGCGCGACCGCGUCGCGAACUUCGGGUGCCUGAUGGCGCGGCCGAACUCCACGUUCUUCCAGCUGUUCUGGGACGGCGCGGGGCGCGCGGCGUACGCGAACACGUCGUACCUGAGGACGUGGGGCGGCUGGGCCCACGACUCGUGCCGCAAGUCGUACGCGCUCGCGAUGAAGCGUCCCGACCUCGUCCACCUCGAAGCGCGGCUACUCCAGUACCCGUUCCCGGGCCACGGCGCCGCGCGCGGCGGCGUGACGCGGGCGCUGCUGGACCUGACGCGGCGGAGCGAGGUCUGCCACAUGUCGGGCUUCAAGUGGAACGGCGGCCGCACGCACCAACUCCGCAUGAGGCCCUCCAUCUUCGGCGAGGUGCUGUGGCCGAACGUGCUCCGGGCGGCGGCGGCGGAGCCGCCGCUGCCGCCCGAACUGCUGCGGUGCGUCCGCUGGCUCGGCGACACGCUCGUGAACGAGUCCUACAUGCCGGAGGCCGCCAACGCCGCCGCGCAGGGGUGGCGCUAAGACGCUUCUCCAGGUAUUUCUGCUCCGGCCUAGUGGGCGACGGCACGCUAGAGCGACUUGGCCUAUUGGUCUUUUAGGUGUGCGGCGGGGUGUCGCUCGCGAGCUGCGAGGGUACGACAGCUGCGGUGCUUGGAUACGUCGGGUUGUGCUUGGAUACGUCUCAGUUGAACCUUGGGAUCCUACUAGACGUGUAUUUCCUCCUCCUCGAGGGAGUCCUCCUCGAAGACCAGCUCGUCGUCGUCGGCCAGCGGCGGCGGCGGCGGCGCGGCACCUAGCAUAACGCACCGAGCAGGAA